AUGGAUCCCGUAUCUCUUGGACUCGGCAUAGCGCCGCUGUGUAUCUCAGCACUGAAGGGGGCAAAACACACAAAAUCCAAGAUCAAGUUGCUCCGACACCACAGCCGGGAAAUCUCCCGAUUUCGCAAGAAGCUCAGAAUACAGGUGUCAAUUUUCCGCGACGACUCGCAGUUGCUUCUGCAGGACGCCGGCAUUGACCCCGAUCUCGCGGCUGAAAUGUUGGAAAAUGAUAACCAUGAAGAGUGGCAAGGACCGGCCGUCGAAAGCCGAAUACAAGAGUUUCUGGGCAGGAAAUAUGACGAAGUGCAGCGGGUGACCGCAGACGUUUGCCAACAUAUCAAGGACCUGGAUGCAGAACUCAGCAAUCUAGAGGACACAGCUCGGUCAACCGACAGUAGCAAGUCCGCCGUCGCAGCUCGAAGGGCUUCCAAAGCUGUUGAGCUGGUUGUACAACAUCCAAUCCUUCAGGAUGGCCUUGCGGCUCUUACAGACUCGGUCAGCGAGUUCAGGAGACUCAGGAAAACAUCAAGGCAGCUCAAGCGGCCCCGAGUACUGGACAUAAAGCAGCGAAAGGCCAUGCCCCUCACGUACAGUCUCAUAGCCCGACAUUCGACAUCGUUCUUGGAAUCUCUUACUCGGAGCUGGUCGUGUCUCAACUCGAAUGGGCUGCAUUCUACGCAUACCGCCAAGCUAUUUCUAGAGAGCGAAGCCUCCGACAGCUGUGUCAACUUUAAGAUGAGCUUAGAGUACGAAGCAGUAUUGGGAGACGUACGGCAGCAAAGCCUACUGCUCCUCCGAAUACGUUCCGAGGAACGAUCCUGGGUAGACCGGGGCCUCCCGCCACCGAACAUGGUCUCUUCACGCACUUUGUCUGACAUUGUGGAACGGCCAGCUAAAAUUCGCCGGGUCAGAUUUGCCGACUCUCCGAGCGAGUCUAGUGCGACGCCGUUAUCCCAGACCAUGGAGACUAAGCCAGAAUCUGGGGAGUGCCAAAGACGAGACCAAGCCUUCGCCUUAGCCUGCAACCUCUGCCAGGCCAAGGACGUAUGCCAGCAUGUAUUCGAACAAGCCAAGUCUCUCCACCAGUCCAGACAGGAGGGUUGCAUCGGCUACCUAGUCUCAACCGACGAGAACCUAACCCACCAACUCAUGGCAGCCCAGGACAAGGAGAGCACCGUGAUCCAAACGAGACCCUGCUCACCAGCCAAUCUAGCCUCCAUUAUCCAGCCGGCCCAAGAAUCUAGAAUUUCCAUCUGCGAACAACUGCGAUUAGCCCUGCGUCUCGCGCGAUCCGUGCUUCAAUAUCAUUCAACACCCUGGUGGCGUCGGACCUGGUGUCUUUCUGAUCUCUCCUAUUUCGAUAUCGACGACGAACUCUCUGCCUCACUAGCCACGCUUCAUAUUGACGCCAACCUCGUCCCCAAAACAGAUCACAUGGAGAUGCAAAGCAUCCUCAACCAAAUCCCCACCACAACAACACCCCUAGACGACGACGCAGAUUUGCUCUGCGGUAUCCGGAACCUUACAUUGCACAGUCUCGGGGUGGCGUUGCUCCAGAUCGGGCGGUGGGAGCAUCUGGACACACAAGACAUUGUCGCGAUGCGCAAGGCGGCCGCAAAGCCGUCGCGGCUGGGGCCACGGUACGAUGAGCUGACGGCUAAGUGUUUGUAUUGUGACUUUGGGUUUGGGGCGGAUCUUAACAAGCCGCAGUUGAAGGGCGCGAUCUAUGAGGAUGUGGUGUACGAGCUGGAGCAGAUGGUUGGAAUGCUGGAGGUUUCGGAGAGGUUGGGUGUCAUGGACGACAAUACUUAUGGAGGAUAG
This is a messenger RNA of Dichotomopilus funicola, 1821 nucleotides long. RefSeq lists its product as uncharacterized. The transcript is spliced from 3 exons. The record is from RefSeq and is a predicted model, not a curated record. Lineage: Eukaryota; Fungi; Ascomycota; Sordariomycetes; Sordariales; Chaetomiaceae. The coding region runs from base 1 to 1821 and encodes 606 amino acids.